This is a messenger RNA of Thyridium curvatum, 3798 nucleotides long. RefSeq lists its product as uncharacterized. The coding region runs from base 1 to 3798 and encodes 1265 amino acids. The record is from RefSeq and is a predicted model, not a curated record. The transcript is spliced from 2 exons. NCBI's taxonomy places the organism in Eukaryota, Fungi, Ascomycota, Sordariomycetes, Thyridiales, Thyridiaceae. Gene Ontology annotation, molecular function: protein binding.
AUGACACCCGCACCACCACCACUGCCAACGCGGUUCCCCUGUUGGUGUAGGGCUGUCUAUUCUUGGGGAGGAGAGUCGAAACGAGACCUUGGAUUCAUCGAAGGAGAUCUCAUAGAAUGCCUCAAUGCAGGAGACGGAUCAUGGUGGACUGGACGGCUGCGGCGAGACAGGAGAAUGGUCGGCGUCUUCCCUUCCAACUUUGUCGAGAUUCUGCCAGACAGCUUCCGUCCGAUGAGCAGAUCGACGAGCCCACUGCCGCCAAACAGCAACACCCCAAGCCCCAAGAACACCCCGCAGAAGUCAAAGACCUUCCGCAAACCGUUCGAGGCUUAUGCGAAAGCUCCUCAUUAUACGACGGCCAAGCAGCCUGAGACAUUCAAGCCUGGUUCAGCGAGAUCUCGAGAGAACUCGGGCAAUACGUUCCCGACCGUUCACGAAGACGCCGGCAGGCCGCCGACUCCUCCUCAAAAGCAUGGCUAUGGCUCAAGGGCACCGUCCCCUGCGCCCCAAAUGCACAGUUAUGGUUCAAGGGUGCCAUCUCCUGCCCCUCCAAUGCAUAACUAUGUUUCGAGAGCACCGUCCCCUGCGCCACCUCCAGCUCACAGCUACGGCUCGAGAGCUCCCUCACCCGCACCCUCCUUCUCCUACCAGCAAAAAGAGUAUAAGCCCUACCGGCCGCCGUCACCACUACCUCCACAACACGCCCAGAUCUCGGAGCCUCUCGACUCCCCACCUCCUCCUGCACCUCCACCUCACCGGCAUGUGGUGCCGAGGCACGGGUCCCAUAACUCGUUUGACAGUCCUGCCAUCAACGGUUUACAAAGACAUGGCUCAAACAUGUCAUAUGAAAAUCGGCAACCCGCGGGACUGGAGAGGCAUGGAUCUAACUUGUCUUAUGACAAUAGACAGCACGCAGGCCUGGAACGACAUGGUUCGAACAUGUCCUAUAAUCACCAACCGGCAGGGUACCAUACCCCCAGAGCACCGUCACCAUGCCCUCCGUCCCCAGCGGCCGACGGUCUAACGCCUUCGCCCUUGCGGGAGGCUAUGGAUGGUGUGAUUGAGCAGUUGGAUAUCCUGGGCGUGGGCGAGACCGAUACCGCAGAACCUGCGUUCGACCCUUGGUCCCCCGAGUCGUUCGACAUGGUCCACCAGCAAUCAAGGAGAAAGCAGCGCAAGGAGCACAACAGGCCCCAGACGUCGAUGGGCAUUGCGCCUCCGGUCGACGAAGGCUACGAGACUUAUAGCGGGAGCGGGAGUUCGUCAAGAGACGCAACCUACCACACAGGGUACCGAGAGGAUGAACAACAGCUUCCUCAGCUCAGCAACUAUGUGGAACGCAUGGAGACUAGGUUACGCAACAUGCAUCAGCACAGCGCAAACGUGGGGAUUGACGAAGCGCCGCCUCCGCCCCCAAAGAGUCACCUGUAUGACAGGCCGAAGUCUUCGAUGGGCGGAGAGAUGGCUUCGGAGCACAGAUUGCGCCACAAGAGGUCGGCGUACGAGGUCGGACGACAGAUGCUGGGGCGCACAUUCACCACCAAGACUACGUCCACAAGUGCAUCGUCAGGAAAUAGGAGCACCACGACCCAAAGCACCGACCGAAGCUUGAUGAGUGGUGUGUCAGCUUCAGGCAUCAGUGCGACGAGUGCUGGCAGUCUGGCUAGGAAGAACCGGGCGCGGGCUCAGAGUGCACUGGGGAUGCAUGAACUCGACAUGGACAGGCCCGAAACGCCCUUCACAGGUGUCACCUACCACAGCAGCCAUGCUUCUGGAGACUCCAGAUCCAAGUCGCAGAUCGGCUUCCACGACGAUAUCGGUGGCAUGGGUGGCAUGGUGGGCAUCGGCGGCCUGCGGGCACCCAAGCCCAAGAAGUCUGGAUUCUUCAAGAAGAUCCUCGAGUCCGCCAAGACGGGCGUGGCUAGCACACGCGGCAGCAUAGCUACUGCUGGCGCUGGCUCCGUCUCCUCGUCGCCCAUGGCUAGGUCCAUGGGCACCGGCAUCAGCUCCAUAGGCGGGAUGGGACCACCGCCGCCGAGAGACGCGGCACACGAGAUGGGUCUUGGCAAUGGUAUCGACUGGGUCCAGGUCCGCCGGGACGUGAAUAGAUCCAACUCGCUGAGUCGUAUUGAACGGAACGAGAGACGCGAGCGGUGCCAGAUGAUGGACUACCCGACACUCGAUCCGGUCGAUGAGCUCUACGACACCAUCAACGGCGACGAGGGUGCGGAUGGCAUGCCCGUGGACCAACCGAUCGACUACCUCGCCAUCAAUCUCAGCCAGGUCGACAAGAACUCACGCUUCAUCAGCAGUCUGCCGCCGAUGACUACAGCUAUCACGCUGGCGACGACAUAUGUCUGCAGACCUUACCGAAGCGACGUGCAGCGCCUCCGGGCCAUCUUCACGUGGGUGUCGGAGAAGAUUACCUGGGAGGAGGAGUUUGAAGGCGAGAUCGACACGAGACGCGUGAUCCAGACCAAGAGGGCGUGUGCCGAAGAGUAUGCCCUGCUGGUCAUGGAAAUGUGCUCGGCCGUGGGCCUGCACUGCGAGAUCGUGCGUGGUUACCUGAAGACGCCAGGUGAGAUUCCCGAGUACAACCUGGUGCCACGAUCCAACCACUGGUGGAAUGCCGUCCUGGUCGACAACGAGUGGCGCAUCAUGGAUUGCUGCCUUGCCAGCCCUUCGAACCCAAGGCGUGGCCUGUACUCGAGUGCAGGCAGCGGCAUGGCCGACCCAUGGUGGUUCCUUGUCCGCCCGACCGAGAGCUGCUGGACACAUAUCCCCGAGCACCACACGCAGCAGCACAUCUGCCCGCCUGUCGCCCAUGAGAUCCUGGUCAACCUGCCAUGUGCUUGUCCCCCAUAUUUCAAGAACGGUCUCCAGAUGCACGGCUACAACACCUCUGUGACGCGCAUCGAGGACCUGGAGAUGGUGCACGUCAAGUUUAAUGUCCCCGCCGACGUCGAGGUGGUGGCAGAGGUCGAAGUGCGCGGCUACUCGAGGGACGCCGACGGCGACUUCUUCGAGAGCGGCGAGGUCGUCCGCAAGCGGGCGCUCGCGCAGGCCGAGUGGUACGGCGGCGUCAAGCGGUACACGGUCAAGGCGCUGCUCCCCGGCGACGAGGGCACGGGCGUGCUCAAGGUGUACGCGGGAACCCGGGGCCUGAUGCACAGCAUCAAGGACAUCCCGCACCCGCUGGCGUUCGUGCUGCCCGUCAUCCACACGGGCGAGAACCCGCCGUACGAGUUCGUCACGCGGCACCCGACGCCACACGCGCAGCGCCACGACAUCUACGUCGUGCAGCCGCAGUGCCAGCGCCUGGCGCUGAACAACACCUUUGUCUUUGCCAUACGCCAGCACCCGAGCUCGUCGGGGAGCGGCUCGGCCAUGACGCCCUCGUCCAACCCGGGCGGCGCGUCGCCCAUCCCCUUUGCGCGGCCCGGCUCGGCCAUGAGCAUGACGUCGAGCAGCGCGGCCGGUUCGAACCCGAGCACGACCAACAGCAGCGGCGCGUACGUCAGCGGCAAGAAGCCGGCCAAGCUGGCGAUCCAGACGCCCGGCGGCAAGAUCCUCCGGCUUAUGCGGAAGGAGGAGCGGAGGACGGGCGGCGGGGUCGGGGUCGGGGUCGGCGCCGCGGGUGGCGGGAGGGCGGCCGCUGCGGGGGGCGACGAGGAGCAGAGCGACGGCGGGACGUGGGAGACCAUCAUCAAGUGCAGCGAGAGGGGCGUCUGGAGGGGCCUGGUGCUGGCCGACCGGACGGCGAGGUGGUGUGUCUUUGCGGAGUGGGUUUGCAACUGA